This is a messenger RNA of Pogona vitticeps (central bearded dragon), 13215 nucleotides long. NCBI's taxonomy places the organism in Eukaryota, Metazoa, Chordata, Lepidosauria, Squamata, Agamidae. The record is from RefSeq and is a predicted model, not a curated record.
UGUCACCUUGGUUACCCUGGCUGAGAAGUGAAAGAGAGAGUGUGUCAUACAUAGAAGUUAGUUUUGAGCUGCAAGCAGCAACCAAGAGCAGAGACAGCUGUUGAAAACAAACUCUUAGCUAAGAAUUCUCACUGAGCUUACUGACUCCCCCUUUAAAGCAAUCCAGAAACAACUGGAGCCAGGGAGAAAAAUCUGAUCAUGAAUCCAAGAGAAACUGCCAAAAUUGUGAGGGCACAGAAUGAUUCUAUAUAUAAUAUGAGCUAUGCCAAACAAAUACCAGAAUUACCAUCCUUGCCUACUUCGGCUGCAGAAUUCCCCUCUGAACUGUAUCAGAUGAUCCAGAAGAGCAGCUAUUACCCUCCUCUGAUGCAGAGGGCAUCAUGGACCUUGGCAGCUCCCUUUAAAGAGCAACGUCAUUUCCGAAGCCCAAGUGACUCCAUUGCCAAUAACUACACUCUCACAGCACGUGACCUGAAGAUGAAAGAUUUGCAGAAGAUAGUUUCGCCCAUAAAGACAAAAAAGACAGCUGGUGCUGCAAAACAGAAAGCGGAAUCUCCACCAUCCAAAGAAUAUCUUCCUUCUGAGAAGAAGGCAAAACUUUCACCAAGAACUAGUGGGUACAAAUCUGACAGAGAUACAACAACAGUUCAAGACCAUAGACUGGAUUUGUUGCAGAAAGAUAAGGAAGUCCUGGAAGCAGGCCUUCUCCCUUAUUCUGACAGCCAACCUCUAACUCCAGAAGAACAGUUGGUCAUAAUGCUUCACCAUGAGGAGGAGAUCAAGAAGCAAGAAAAUAUCCCCACAGAUACUGAUUUACAGCGUUACUGUUACUACAUCCAUAAAGGCAUCCGGAAAGACAUGCUGGCACCCCAGGAUGAACAAGUGAUGGAGAAUAUUUUAAAACAUAUCCCAAAUCAUCUUCUUAGCAACCCAAAUCUGGAGGCGUUACUGAGCAGUUUAACAGAAGAGGUUCGAGAUGACUAUCAGAUUUGGCUCAUGAAAAACAUUGUUGAUUAUGUCUUGAUGGAUCCAGAUGAAAGAAAAAGGCUCUUUAUACACAACAUCCCGAGGCUUUUCCCACAAAGAGUGAUCCGUGCCCCAGUCCCAUGGCACAAUGUCUAUCAAGAAGUGAAACGCUGGAAUGAAAGACACCUCUUCAUAGUGAAUCCCAUGAUGCUCACUUUGCAACAACUCUGGUUCGCAGAGUUUUGUGAACUGAGGUUCAUUCGUACCAAGGAAAUCCUCACUGAUGAUUUGCCAUUACUGCCCAAUGAAUUUGAAGAUUUGAUCCGAAAACAAUGUCAGGAAGCUCAUGAUAUUCUUCUAAACAGAUGGAUUCCCACGUGUGCAGACCUCUUCAUUGAACAGAAGCAAAACUGGCUUCAUCUUGCUCCCCAGAAUGACCUGGAUACUUCUCAACAGAUAGAAGAGUAUUUUGCCUCUGUGGCCGUUCUCAUGUCCUUACAGCUACGGGAGAUGGUGAUCAAUUCAUUAGAAGACCUCCUUUCCUUUUUUAAGAUACACCAGGAUGGUAAUGACUUUGGAGAAACAUACAGUGAAAUACAGUUUUUUAUACCACAAAUACUGGUAAUAAAGCUGGAUGUAGAGGAUCCAAAAAUUGUGUUUGAGCCAGAUGCAAGAGGCUGCUGGGAUUUAAUCUACCGCUGCUUCAUGGAGAUCCUAAAGAAUUCUGAAGGACUUCCAAAGGAAAGAAAAAAAAGAUAUUUAAAUGUGUACAAGAAAUACAGUGAUCUCCUAAAUAACAAUGCAGAACAAGAUGUGACAGAUUUUUUAAGCCAAAAACACGAUCUGGAUGAUUUUGUGCUGAAGAUUGAUGGUCUGACAAAACUGAAAAAGGAAAUUGCCUCAAUGCAUGUCACAGUCCCGCUGGCCAUGUUCUGCCUUGAUGCGUCAAAGUUGAAUGAAGAACUUUGCAGCCGGACGCAAAGGCUGAAAGACAGGCUGAUUGAGUUUACAGUAGAGGAGAACAGGGAGGUAAACCAGAGCAUCUGCAAUCAAUACAACAUAAUUGCAGACAAAGUCAGUGAAGUGCCUUUGACCACAGAGGAGCUUGUGGAGCUCACAGCCUAUCUGAAAAAAUCCAGCGAUGUGACUGUUUUCAAGCUCCGCCGGGAAAUUAGAGAGGCUAUCUACAGGCUAGAGUUCCUGAUGGACUAUGCUGAUCUCCCCUAUGAUGAUAUAAAACUUAAUAGUACCGUUCUGCAUUGGCCAGAUGAGAUUGAAAUCAUCUUUGAAACCAGCAGGAAUCAGCUGAUGAACCGAAGAGAUCAUGUAGAACUUGCUUUAAUUAAAAGAUGCUCAGAAUUUGAAGCUGUCCUUGAAGGUUAUAACAAAGAAGUUGAAAGUUUUCGAAAGAAGGAUGUUAUGACCAUGGAAGAAAUGAAGAACAAUGUUGAAAAAUUUAAUGAGUUGUCCAAGAAUUUGGACUUCGCCCUUGCUGAAUACGAAGCGAUUAACAAGGAAGAGGAACUACUUGAACGGGAAAAAAGCCAGUUCCCUCUACUUCAGACCAUCAUCACACACAAACAACCCUUUGAGCAGCUUUGGGUAACAGCUUAUAAUUUCCACGUCAAAUCCGAAGAAUGGAUGAACGGACCUCUUCUACAAAUGAAUGCUGAAGAAAUCAGUGAAGAAGUCGCAAACAUGUGGAGGACUAUGUACAAACUAACUAAGACUUUUGUGGAUCUUCCUGGGCCAAAGCGUUUAGCGGAGAAUGUGAAAUUUAAAAUUGACAAGUUUAAGCAGCACCUUCCUGUCCUCUCUAUUGCAUGCAAUCGUGGAAUGAAAGACCGACACUGGGAGCAGAUCAGUGAUAUAGUUGGAUAUGAGAUAAGACCUGAUGAAACUACUUCGCUCAUGAAUAUAUUAGAAUAUGGGCUUUCAAAAUAUAUUGACAAACUAGAGCCUAUAGGAGCAGCAGCUAGCAAGGAAUAUUCCUUAGAGAAAAACAUGGAGAAAAUGAAAUCGGAAUGGACCAAUAUCUGUUUCAGUUUUGUAAAAUAUAGGGACACAGAUACCAGCAUUCUGUCAGCCAUUGAUGACAUCCAGCUCUUGCUUGAUGAUCACAUUGUGAAGACCCAGACAAUGUGUGGCUCGCCUUUCAUCAAACCAAUAGAAACAGAAUGCCGGAGGUGGGAAGAGAAGCUUGUCCUGAUGCAAGAAAUUUUAGACAACUGGUUGAAAUGUCAGGCAACGUGGCUUUAUCUGGAACCCAUUUUCAGUUCUGAGGACAUUUGUGCCCAGAUGCCAGAGGAGGGUAGAAAGUUUGGGAUUGUGGAUACUUACUGGAAGGAUAUCAUGGAACAAGCGGUAAAAGACACCAGAGUACUAGUUGCUACAGAACAGCCAAAGAUGUUGGACAGACUUCAGGAAGCAAAUAUUCUUUUGGAAGAUAUCCAGAAGGGCCUGAACACUUACCUGGAAAAGAAAAGGUUAUUUUUUCCAAGGUUCUUCUUCCUUUCUAAUGAUGAGUUGCUGGAGAUUUUGUCUGAAACCAAAGAUCCUCUCCGUGUACAGCCACACCUGAAGAAAUGCUUUGAGGGAAUUGCAAAACUAGAAUUUACAGACAACAUGGAGAUUGUAGGGAUGAUCAGUUCUGAGAAGGAAGUUGUUCCUUUUAUUAAGAAAAUCUAUCCAGCACAUGCCAGAGGCAUGGUUGAGAAAUGGCUGUCACAAGUGGAAGAAGCAAUGCUGGCCAGUAUUAGGCAGGUCAUAGAAAAUGGCAUUGGAGGAUAUGUGGAGGUUCCUCGGAACAAGUGGGUCCUCCAGUGGCCUGGACAAAUAGUCAUCUGUGUGUCAUCAAUCUUUUGGACAAAAGAAGUAUCAGAAGCAAUAAAGGAAAAUACACUACCUGUGUUUUUGGAAAAAAGCAACAAACAGAUUGCAGAAAUUGUUGAACUGGUGAGAGGAAAGCUGUCCAGCGGUGCCCGACUGACUCUGGGGGCCCUCACAGUCAUUGACGUACAUGCACGUGAUGUAGUUGCAAAGUUGGCCGAAGACCAUGUUUCAGAUUUGAACGAUUUCCAGUGGAUUUCUCAGCUGAGAUACUACUGGGAAGAUGAGCAUGUGAUGGUCCGAAUGAUUACAACUGAAGCUAGAUAUGGCUAUGAGUAUCUGGGGAAUUCUCCACGCUUGGUGAUAACUCCACUGACAGACCGAUGCUAUAGAACUCUAAUGGGAGCAUUGAAGUUAAACUUGGGAGGUGCUCCUGAAGGACCUGCAGGGACUGGCAAAACUGAAACAACCAAAGAUUUGGCAAAAGCACUGGCUAAGCAGUGCGUUGUCUUCAACUGCUCUGACGGUCUCGAUUACAAAGCCAUGGGCAAAUUCUUUAAAGGCCUGGCGCAGGCUGGAGCUUGGGCCUGCUUUGAUGAGUUCAACAGAAUUGAGGUUGAAGUGCUGUCUGUAGUGGCACAACAGAUACUCAGUAUUCAGCAAGCUAUUAUUCGAAAGCUCAGAACAUUUAUCUUUGAAGGCACAGAGAUUUCCCUUAAUCCCACCUGUGCAGUAUUCAUCACCAUGAAUCCUGGGUACGCUGGACGGGCAGAACUUCCAGAUAAUCUGAAGGCUCUAUUCCGUACAGUAGCCAUGAUGGUGCCAGAUUAUGCUUUGAUUGGUGAAAUAUCACUUUAUUCAAUGGGAUUCCUUGACUCCAGAAGUCUUGCCCAGAAAAUUGUUGCCACCUACCGUCUUUGCUCUGAACAGUUAUCAUCACAACAUCAUUAUGACUAUGGAAUGCGGGCAGUAAAAUCAGUCCUAACAGCUGCAGGAAACCUAAAGCUAAAGUACCCAAAUGAAAAUGAAAGUGUAUUGCUGCUCAGGGCUCUGCUUGACGUUAAUUUAGCAAAAUUUCUGGCACAAGAUGUCCCUCUGUUUCAGGGUAUCAUAUCAGAUUUAUUUCCUGGAGUGGUCCUUCCUAAACCUGAUUAUGAGCUCUUCAUCCAUGCACUCAAUGAAAAUAUCAAAAAAAUGAAUCUUCAGCCAGUUCCAUGGUUUAUUGGAAAAAUUAUACAGAUUUAUGAAAUGAUGAUGGUACGUCAUGGCUAUAUGAUCGUUGGGGAUCCGAUGGGAGGCAAAACCAGUGCCUACAAAGUCCUAGCAGCAGCACUUGGGGAUUUGAGCCAAGACAGUUCAUCGGAUGAAUCUGCCGUUGAAUACAGAAUUAUUAACCCAAAAGCUAUCACCAUGGGGCAGCUGUAUGGAUGUUUUGACCCCGUGAGCCAUGAGUGGACAGACGGAGUCCUUGCAAACACCUUCAGAGAACAGGCUUGUUCAACAACAGAAGACAGGAAGUGGAUUAUCUUUGAUGGUCCAGUAGAUGCUGUUUGGAUUGAGAAUAUGAACACAGUAUUAGAUGAUAACAAGAAGCUGUGCUUAAUGAGUGGCGAAAUCAUUCAGAUGAGUGCAAAAAUGAGUUUAAUAUUUGAGCCAGAAGAUUUGGAACAAGCAUCUCCAGCUACCGUCAGCAGGUGUGGCAUGAUUUACAUGGAACCUCAUCAGUUGGGAUGGAAACCUCUCAAAGAUUCCUAUAUGAACACUUUGCCCUCGGCCUUGCAAGAUGUACACAGAGAACUGAUAGAUGAUUUGUUUAUGUGGCUGAUUCAUCCUUGUUUGGAAUUUAUUCGCCAUCAGUGCAAAGUGAUACUUCAGACUUCUCCCAUCCAUCUCACCCAUACCAUGAUGACACUGUUUGAUGCUUUGCUUGAUGAAAUAAAGCAUUCUGAUGAAGAAGAAGGAGAAACCAUGUCCAGUCAGCAGAUUACCUUGUGGCUGCAAGGACUGUUCCUCUUUGCCGUAGUCUGGACCAUCGGCAGCACCAUCAACGCUGAGGGCAGAAAAAAAUUUGACCACUUUUACCGAAAUCUGUUGAUGGGAAUGGAUGAUGACCACCCACGUCCCAAAAGUGUGAAGCUAACAAAAAACAAUAUAUUUCCAGAAAGAGGAAGUGUGUACGACUUUUAUUUUCACAAGCAAGCCAGUGGACAAUGGAACAUGUGGAUGGAGUACAUUACAAAGGAAGAGCAGACCAUCACUCCUGGUACGAAGGUCUCAGAACUGAUUAUCCCAACAAUGGAAACCGCCAGGCAGACUUUCUUCCUCAAAACCUAUGUGGAUCAUGAAAUUCCAAUGUUAUUUGUGGGACCCACCGGUACAGGGAAGUCUGCAAUUACCAACAGCUUCCUGAUCCAGCUUCCAAAGGCAAAAUACACCCCCAACUUUAUCAAUUUUUCUGCCAGAACCACAGCAAAUCAAACUCAGGAUAUUAUUAUGUCAAAGCUGGACAGGAGAAGGAAGGGACUGUUUGGACCUUCAGUGGGGAAAAAGGCCAUUGUGUUUGUGGAUGAUUUAAACAUGCCAGCAAAGGAGGUGUACGGAGCUCAGCCACCUAUAGAACUUCUUAGACAAUGGAUUGACCAUGAUCAUUGGUAUGACAAGAAAGACACUUCAAGGCUCGAUAUUGUAGAUGUUCUGUUUGUUUCAGCAAUGGGACCUCCGGGUGGUGGAAGAAAUGAUAUUACAGGACGUUUCACACGGCACUUAAAUAUUGUCUCCAUCAGUGCUUUUGAUGAUGACAUUUUAACCAAGAUUUUCUCUUCCAUUCUUGACUGGCACUUCAGCAAAGGCUUUGAGGCUUCAUUUUUAAGGCUUGGCAAAAUGCUGGUCCAUGCUACUAUGAAUAUCUACAAACUAGCUGUGGAAAAUUUCCUUCCAACUCCUUCCAAAUCUCACUAUGUCUUCAACUUGCGUGAUUUCUCACGAGUAGUUCGAGGCGUGUUGCUGUGUCCACAUACUCAUUUGCAGGAUGGAGAGAAACUAAUCAGGCUUUGGAUUCAUGAAGUUUACCGUGUCUUCUACGAUCGUUUAAUAGAUGCAGCAGACAGGGAGGUAUUUUUUAAUAUGGUGAAAAUGACCACCUCCGACUGCUUCAAGCAAAGCGUUGAUAAGGUGUUAAGCCAUUUGUCACCUACUGGAAAAAUCAGUGAUGAAAACAUCCGGAGCCUCUUCUUUGGAGACUACUUUAAACCCUCCAGUGAUGUAAAAAUCUAUGACGAAAUCACAGAUUUAAAGAAACUGACAUCUGUCAUGGAAUACUAUCUGGAGGAGUUCAACAACAUCAGCAAGGCACCAAUGUCUCUGGUCAUGUUUAAAUUUGCUAUUGAGCACAUCUCAAGGAUCUGCCGAGUGCUCAAGCAGGAUAAUGGCCACCUGUUGCUGGUGGGCAUUGGUGGGAGUGGCCGACAGAGUGCCACCAAACUAGGCACCUUCAUGAAUGUCUACGAGCUCUUCAUGAUUGAAAUCACAAAGUUUUAUACCACAAAUGACUGGAGAGAAGAUCUAAAGAAAGUUAUGCUGCAGUCUGGAGUUGCCAAUAAAAGCACUGUCUUCUUAUUUUGCGAUAACCAGAUCAAAGAUGAGUCAUUUGUUGAGGACAUCAACAUGUUGUUGAACACGGGUGAUGUGCCUAACAUAUUUGCAGCUGAUGAGAAGGCUGACAUUGUUGAAAAAAUGCAGAGUGCAGCAAGGACUGAAGGCAGGAGGAUUGAAGCCACUCCUUUGGCCAUGUACAACUUUUUUAUUGAACGUGUGAGGAAGAAUCUACAUAUAGUGUUAGCAAUGAGUCCCAUAGGAGAUGCAUUCCGGAAUCGCUUACGAAUGUUCCCUUCACUGAUCAAUUGCUGCACUAUUGAUUGGUUCCAGCGAUGGCCCACAGAUGCUCUGGAAAUGGUUGCAAACAAAUUUUUAGAGGAUGUGAAACUGGAAGAUGAAGUCAGAAAAUCAGUUGUGACCAUGUGCAAAUAUUUCCAAGAAAGUGUGAGAGAGCUCUCAGCCAGCUAUUAUAAUAUUCUUCGAAGGUACAAUUAUGUCACACCAACAUCUUACCUAGAGUUGAUAUUAACCUUUAAAGCGUUGCUAAAUAGCAAGAGGCAUGAAGUUGAUAUGAUGAGAAAUCGCUAUCUUGUGGGCCUUCAGAAGCUUGAUUUUGCAGCCUCACAAGUAGCAGUUAUGCAAAAGGAACUGACAGCACUUCAGCCUCAGUUGAUUCAGACCUCUGCAGAAACUGAGAAAAUGAUGAUCCACAUAGAAAAAGAAACUGCUGAGGUGGAUGCUAAGAAAGAACUGGUGGCUGCUGAUGAACAGGAGGCCAAUGAAGCUGCUGCUGUUGCACAGGGUAUUAAGGAAGAAUGCGAGGGGGACCUUGCCGAGGCCAUGCCAGCUCUGGAGGCUGCCCUUGCUGCUCUUGAUACCCUCAAUCCUUCGGAUAUCUCCCUCGUCAAAUCCAUGCAGAAUCCCCCAGGGCCUGUUAAGCUUGUCAUGGAGAGCAUUUGUGUCAUGAAAGGGAUAAAACCAGAAAGAAAGCCGGAUCCAAGCGGAAGUGGUAAAAUGAUAGAAGAUUACUGGGGUAGUUCCAAAAAAGUCCUAGGAGACCUGAAAUUCCUUGAGAGCUUGAAGACCUACGACAAAGAUAACAUUCCUCAUGCUGUAAUGAAGAGAAUUAGGGAGAGGUUCAUUAAUCAUCCAGACUUCCAGCCAGCGGUCAUAAAAAAUGUAUCUUCUGCCUGUGAAGGCUUAUGCAAGUGGGUGAGAGCCAUGGAGGUCUAUGACCGUGUUGCAAAAGUGGUGGCUCCGAAACGGUUACGCCUUCGGGAGGCAGAAGGGUUGCUUGAUAUCCAAAUGCAGAAGCUGAAUACAAAGCGUGCAGAACUCAAGGACCUGAUGGAUCGCCUCCAAGCUUUGAACGAUGAGUUUGAAGAAAUGAAUAACCGGAAGAAAGAACUGGAGGACAACAUUGAAAUAUGUUCUCAAAAGCUGAUACGAGCUGAAAAACUGAUCAGUGGCUUGGGAGGAGAGAAGGACAGAUGGACAGAGGCUGCAAGCCAGCUGGGAGUCCGGUACACAGAUCUUACUGGGGAUGUCUUAUUAUCUUCAGGUACAGUUGCUUAUCUUGGAGCAUUUACGGUUGAUUACCGUCUUGAAUGUCAGCAGAAAUGGUUAACGCUCUGCAAGGAGGAGAAAAUCCCAUGCUCAAACGAUUUUAGCCUGAGUAACACUUUAGGGGAUCCAGUCAAGAUUCGUGCUUGGCAGAUUGCAGGAUUGCCCAUUGAUUCUUUUUCAAUAGAUAAUGGUAUCAUUGUUUCCAAUUCCAGAAGGUGGGCUUUAAUGAUUGACCCUCAAGGACAAGCCAACAAAUGGGUCAAAAAUAUGGAAAAGGGCAAUAAGCUUUCUGUUAUCAAAUUAUCUGACACGAACUACGUGCGGACCUUGGAAAAUGCUAUCCAGUUUGGAACCCCAGUCUUGCUUGAAAAUAUUGGUGAAGAACUUGAUGCUUUCUUGGAGCCAGUGUUACUAAAGACUACUUUCAAACAGCAAGGAGUUGAGUACAUGAGGCUAGGAGAAAACAUUAUUGAGUUUUCACGAGAUUUCAAGCUUUACAUCACAACACGUUUGAGAAAUCCUCAUUAUCUCCCUGAAAUAGCUGUGAAAGUUUGUCUGGUCAAUUUCAUGAUUACACCUCUUGGUCUUCAAGACCAGCUUCUGGGAAUUGUGGCUGCUAAGGAAAAACCUGAUCUAGAAGAGAAGAAAAAUAAGCUGAUUGUUGAAAGUGCGGCGAACAAGAAACAGCUGAAGGAGAUAGAAGAUAAAAUCCUUGAGGUCCUUUCCAAAUCAGAAGGAAACAUCUUAGAAGAUGAAACAGCAAUAAAAAUUCUCUCUUCCUCCAAAGAGUUAUCUGAAGAAAUCUCAGAAAAGCAGGAAAUUGCCACUGUCACUGAAAUGGAAAUAGAUGCCACUCGGAUGGGAUACAAGCCUGUAGCUGUUCAUUCAGCAACUGUCUUCUUUUGCAUUUCUGAUCUGGCAAAUAUUGAGCCCAUGUACCAAUAUUCCUUGAUAUGGUUCAUUAAUCUCUAUGUCCAGUCCCUUGCUAAUAGCAGGAAGAGUGACAUGCUGGAGGAGAGAAUAGACAACAUCAUUGAACAUUUCACAAUAAGCAUCUAUAAUAAUGUCUGUCGUUCCCUGUUUGAGAAAGACAAGCUGCUUUUCUCUCUCAUUCUGACUAUCGGGAUAAUGAAAGGGAAAGGUGAGAUAGAUGAUGAAGUUUGGCGUUUCUUACUGACAGGGGGGGUUGCUCUUGACAACCCUUAUCCCAAUCCUGCUCCAGAGUGGUUGACUGACAAAUCAUGGGCUGAGAUAGUGCGGGCUUCGAGCCUUGAAAACCUGAAUAGAUUGAUGGAUCAUGUUGAAUCCAAUGUAUGGAAAUGGAAGUGGAUUUAUGAUUCAGCCAAACCUCAUGAAGAACAGUUUCCAGAUGAAUGGAGUCUAGUUACGGGUCUUGAUCGCAUGGUUAUUCUCCGAUGUUUGAGACCAGAUAAAAUUAUUCCAGCAACCCAGCAGUUCAUCACAGAAAAUAUGGGAAGAACCUAUAUUGAACCUCCGACGUUUGAUCUUGCAGGCAGUUACAAUGAUUCUAACUGCUGUGCACCCCUGAUUUUUGUCUUGUCUCCAGGUGCUGAUCCAAUGGCAGGCUUGUUGAAGUUUGCUGAAGACCUUGGCAUGGAGAACCUUCAGACAAUUUCUCUUGGACAAGGGCAAGGUCCAAUUGCAGCCAAGAUGAUUAAUCAAGCUAUAGCUGAUGGCACUUGGGUUGUAUUGCAAAACUGCCAUCUUGCAACCAGCUGGAUGCCUGCUUUGGAAAAAAUCUGUGAAGAAGUCAUUGUGCCUGAGAACACACAUGUUAAAUUCAGAUUAUGGCUAACCAGUUAUCCAUCAGAAAAGUUUCCAGUGAGCAUUCUCCAGAAUGGAAUAAAAAUGACCAAUGAGCCGCCCAAAGGGUUGAGAGCAAAUCUCCUUCGAUCGUAUCUCAACGACCCUGUUUCUGAUCCCACGUUCUUUAACAGUUGUGAAAAGAAAGAAAUCUGGCAGAAGCUGCUGUUUGGUCUUUGCUUUUUCCAUGCUCUUGUACAAGAAAGAAGAAACUUUGGCCCUUUGGGCUGGAACAUUCCAUACGAAUUCAAUGAAUCUGAUCUCAGAAUCAGCAUGAGGCAGAUCCAGAUGUUUCUGAAUGAAUACGAAGAAACUCCUUUCGAAGCACUAACGUAUCUUACAGGGGAAUGUAACUAUGGUGGAAGAGUAACUGAUGACAAAGACAGACGUCUCCUUCUCUCGCUUCUUUCUAUUGUGUAUUGCAAAGAUCUGGAAACAGAACAAAAUUACAAACUUUCUUCAGGAGGGGAAUAUUAUAUACCACCUUGUGGGACAUACCAGUCUUACGUCGAUUACUUGAGAACCCUACCAAUUUCCACUCACCCUGAAGUAUUUGGGCUUCAUGAGAAUGCUGACAUAACAAAGGAUAACCAAGAGACAAACCUGCUUUUUAAUAGCAUCUUGUUAACUUUGCCCCGACAAGCAGGAGGAGGUGGUAAAUCUUCACAGGAAACUGUUGAGGAAUUGGCACAGGACAUCCUCUCCAAGCUGCCACAAGAUUUUGAUUUAGAAAUGGUAAUGGAAAAGUACCCAGUACGAUAUGAAGAGUCCAUGAACACAGUUCUUAGGCAAGAACUGAUUCGGUUCAACAGGCUGACAGAGGUUGUACGAAGCAGCCUCAUCAACCUUGGCAAAGCCAUUAAAGGCCUGGUGUUGAUGUCUUCAGAACUUGAGGAUGUUUUCAACAGCAUGUUGGUGGGCAAAGUGCCAGGGAUGUGGGCGGCCAAAUCCUACCCAUCGCUGAAGCCUCUGGGGAGUUAUGUAUCAGACCUGCUCAUGCGACUGGCCUUCUUCCAGGAAUGGAUCAAGCAUGGACCCCCCAAUGUAUUUUGGUUAUCAGGCUUCUACUUCACUCAAUCAUUCUUGACGGGUGUUUCCCAGAAUUAUGCCAGAAAAUAUACCAUCCCGAUAGAUCACAUUGGAUUUGAAUUUGAGGUGAUGAAACAAGAGCACAAUAUGGAGCAAAUGCCAGAAGACGGAGCCUAUGUGAAAGGGCUCUUUUUGGAAGGGGCCCGAUGGGACAGGGAAACCAUGCAGAUCGGUGAAUCUUUCCCCAAAAUCCUUUACGACGCUUUGCCCAUCAUUUGGCUGAAACCUGGGGAGAGCUCCAAGUUCUUGCAUGAAAGGAUUUACUUGUGCCCUGUCUAUAAAACCAGCGCCAGGAGAGGAACCUUGUCGACGACUGGCCACUCCACCAAUUAUGUUCUCUCCAUUGAACUUCCUUCUGAUCUGCCCCAGAAACACUGGAUUAACCGGGGUGUAGCUGCACUCUGUCAGCUGGAUGACUGAAUUGUUUAUAUUAAUACCAAUGUGAUAGCGCUCCCCAUUAAAUAUUUUACUCUCUAGAGUUAGUGCCAUUUAAAAACAACACAAAAAAUGCAUGGUACAGUAUUUAGAUUUUUUUGCGUGGUCAACCCUUGUGCUUCCUCUUGCCAGAGCCUCCAUGAACUUGAACAAGAUCUUGUAGGCCCAAAACAAUCAAAGGCCUGGAGGGACAAUAUUGGAGCUGGGACUUAAAAUUCUCAUCAUUCCACUUUUGUGCAAUGAUGACGCUUUUAACACAUAUAUACAUUAUAGAGAAAAGGUUAUAAAGUCUGGGUGCAGAUUAGCUUUGAAGAAAAGGCAAGAAUGGGAAACCAUGACAAGAGGCAGCUAAAACUAUGCAUGGCAUGAAGAGAGUAGCUUGAAAGAUAUUCUCUUGCUUUUACAAUACCAACACCAGGCAAGAUCCGCAGGAGCCGAAUGGCGGGAAAUUCGACAGGGACAAUAAAGAUCUUCACACAGUGCAGAGUCAAAUAUGGAAUUGCCUGGAUGUAAUGUCUGCCAUCAAUUGGAUAGCUUUAAAAGAUAUCAGAUACAUUCAUGAUGAACAAGGCUAUCAAUGGGUUCUAGUCAUGGUUUGUUAUUCCCUUCCUGGGGAACAUGAAAAGUGGGCUACAGUUGCUCUCAUUUGCUUUUUGAAGGCUUCUCAUCGGUAUCUGGUUGAUCACUGUGGGAAUAGAACAUUGGACUAUGGAAGCCUUUGGUCUGAGCCAGCAUGGAUCUUACCACCCUGAGCUGGUGCAUUGUUCAACUAUGCUUCUGGUUUCUUCUUUCUCUUGCAAUUCUUUUGAGUUUUCCCCCUUUUACACAAGAUCUUCCUUUUCCUGCUUUCCACCUUCACUCCAAAACUCUUCAUGGCUUUAGGGAGAGAGAGGAUUACAGUUCUACCUGGGG